CCCUCAUACAACAUUCACCAGGAAGAGACUAUGCUUAUUUGUUAACCUUUCGGUCAUGACUAUUUCUUAUAACUUAUAUAUUUUCUCUCUUAAGAGAAGAAGAAAAGAAAAAGGAAUCAGCGAUCGAUGAAGAACAUUUUCUCCAAGGAUUUAUGAGUAGACAGUGGAUCUUUGUGAUUCUCGUGGUUGUUUUUGAAACCAUAGUUCACAAGUGAAAGUAAAGUUUAGAUCUCUGGAGCUCAAAAUGGCUUCACUGCAUGUAUCUCCAGAAGGACUUUCUUGUCCUGUGUGCUCUGAAAUCUUCAAGUCUCCUGUUCUUCUGUCAUGUAGUCACAGUGUCUGUGAAGAGUGUCUUCAACAGUUCUGGAGAACCACCAAAACUCAGGAGUGUCCUGUCUGCAGGAGAAGAUCCUCAAGAGAGUUUCUUCCUCCUAAUCUGGCGUUAAAAAACGCAUGUGAGUCGUUAGAGGAGAGAAAUGAGAGCCGUUCAUCAGGGUCUGAGGAGAUCUGCAGUUUACACAAUGAAAAACUCAAACUCUUCUGUCUGGAGGACAAACAGCCUGUGUGUGUAGUGUGCAGAGAUUCACUGAAACACGCCAAUCACACAUUCAGACCCAUCAGUGAAGUUGGUCCAUCAUAUAAGGAUGAACUGAAGUCCUUAAAAGAGAAUUUUAAACUCAAAGAAAACAUUAAAGGAGAGUUUUUUCAACACAACAAGAACAAAAAUGAUCUCAUCAGGAAAAGCAUCUUAAUUAAAGAUGGAAAUCCUGCUCGAUACAAUCUGCAAAAAAAUAAAGACAAUUUGAAUCAAUCUGAACCACAUAGAAAAAUGACCUUUGGAGAGAGAGAUGAAAACAAACCCCAUAAAACCAUUCUGAUUGUGGGAGAAACAGGAACAGGAAAAACAACCCUGAUCAAUGUGAUGAUCAACUACAUGUUGGGUGUUCAGAGAGAAGACAAGGUUUGGUUUGAGAUCACAGAUGAUCAGAGUGACCGAACAUCAGCUCACAGUCAGACCUCCAGCAUCACUGUUUAUGGGUUUUAUCCACAAGAGAGUCCAAUCCAUUUAACAAUCAUCGACACUCCAGGAUAUGGACAGACCUGUGAUAUCCAGAAUGAUAAAGAGAUUGCUGAGAGUUUGCUUAGUUUAAGUAAAUCUGCUGAAGGGAUUCAUGAAAUAGAUGCAGUGUGUCUGGUGAUUAAAGCAACACAGAAUCGACUCUCUGACAGACAAAUAAACAUAUUUAAUGCUGUUCAGUCUUUAUUUGGAAAAGAUUUUGCUGAAAACAUUGUCUUGCUCUUCACACACUCAACUGGAAUGCCACCUAAAAAUGUCCUGACGGCUGUUAAAGAGGCUGAAAUCAAGUGUGCAGAGAAUGAUAAGAAGAAGCCAGUGUUUUUCCUGUUUGACAACUGUCAGUCAGAAGACUUUGAGGAAGAAUAUGAAAAAAUGCAGGAAAAAUCAUGGGAUCUCAGUCAUAGUGGAAUGAUGGGAUUUUUUAAGUUUGUUGACAACAUAAAACCAAAAACCUUGAAGAUGACUCAAGAUGUGUUGCAGAAAUGGAAGCAGUUGGAGUCAAAUAUCAAUAAUCUACAAUCACGUGUUCAAGUGAUGGAACUAAAGCAAAAGGAUCUGAAACAAACUCAAGUUGCUCUGGAGAAGAACAAGACAUAUGUCAAGAACAAUAAGAACUUUGAGUAUGAAGUUGAAGUGACCUACAAAGAGAAGGUUGAUAUUGAUCCUUCUGUAGCAAAAAUGGCAACAUGCUGCACCGUCUGUGAGGAGAACUGUCAUUAUCCAGGAUGCUGGUGGGCCAGAGAUCUCUCAUGGUGCAGUGUGAUGAAAGAUUAUAACUGUACAGUGUGCACAAAUAAAUGCCACUACAGCAAACACGUUAAAGAAGCAAAAAUAUAUAAAACAAAGACAAAGAAGGAGAAGAGGACAUUUGAGGAUUUAAAGAAUGAAUAUGAUGGGAAGAUUGGGAAUGAUGAGUCUUUGGUCAAGAAGCUGGAAGAAGAACUGCAAGAAUUAGAGAAAGAGAAAAUAAAGCUGGUGAAUGAAGCUUUUCACUGUGUGGAAACUCUGGAGAUGAUUGCACUCAACACUGAUUCACUGAUCACACUUCUGAACAUUGUUUUUCUGAUUGAGAAGCUGAAGGAAAUAAAUGAACCUGAAAAAGCCAAAACAUUGGAAAACAUCAAGAAGAGAGCGGAAGAAGAGAGCAUGAAGCUCCGGGAUUCAUAAAAAGAAUUUAUAAAUUUCAAGUAUUUAAAAAAGCGACUUAAAAUUGUGGUCACACAUUAAGUUUUGCUACUGAAAACUGUCUAUGGUGGUCCUCCACCAAAACCAGCACCAAACUAGCAUAAACCAGCAUGCUGCCCUUAGCUGAUUUUUAUAGAAAAUAUGAUCCUGAAAACAUUUGUAUUUUUCUUAUUGGUAAUUUUCUUUCAAUAAACAGCAUCUGCUAAAUUAGCAAAUGUAAAAUACUAUAUUGAUUAUUGUAUUGUAAACUCUUUUCCAUUUCUUAUUAUUUAAAGUUCAGUUAAAGAAAUGGUUCAUUAGUACUCAGCUUUGUCAGCACUAGAACUUAUUGUCAGAUUUCAGUUAUUGUCAGACAGUUAGUCUUUUUUUAUUUUACAUUUAUGUUAUAUUGUGGUUCUGUUUUUGAGACAUUGAGACAUUUUCAUAAUCCAAUCCAGUACAUACCAGAGAAAGUUUUUCUGUCAUUAGAUGUAGUUAGAUGUAGUUUUUCUGUACACACUGUAAAAAUGAAAAUAUACUCAGUUUUACACUAUUUCAGUUCCUGACAGAGUAUAAAGUUUAUGUCAGAACUUAUGGGCUCCAUUUUGUAUAUAUAUUUAAUUUUGUUUUCAUUCAACACAAUUUAUUGUUUCAAGGAUUUUUUUUAUACAUUAGAUGUCAUGAUUAUUCACAUCCAAUCCUAUAGUUGAAUAGCCUAUAGCUGAUAUAGUGAACAUAUAAUAUGGGUCACAAAACAAUAAGGAAAAAUAUAUAUUCAGAAAUUGUUUAAAAUGUGUUAGUAUUCUUUUUAACCUUCAUCAUGUUUUUAUUGUUUGUUAAUCUCACAGUGUAUAUUGAGUGUUCAGAAUGUUUGAUGUUUCUGAGAGCCACUUAAAGCUAAAGUUUGAAUUAGAUUAACAAUAAUAUUUUAAAAUAGAGUGUUUGGUCAAUUAUUCUUGUGGAUUUCAAUUUGUAGUUUUAGCUUUACGAAAUAUGUUAAAAGUCACACUGCCAGUUGUUUGAAACACACUGUGAAAUGAACUAAUUUCUUGUUUUAUUAAUUUUGCAGAGUGUGACGAAAUAAAAACCCAUAUGUGCCACCAGAAAACAUCGCCUCUUCUGUGUGUGCAACAUUUAGA
Messenger RNA from Ctenopharyngodon idella (grass carp), 3381 nucleotides. RefSeq lists its product as uncharacterized. Gene Ontology annotation, molecular function: GTP binding; zinc ion binding. The coding region runs from base 245 to 2245 and encodes 666 amino acids. The transcript has 3 exons. The record is from RefSeq and is a predicted model, not a curated record. Lineage: Eukaryota; Metazoa; Chordata; Actinopteri; Cypriniformes; Xenocyprididae.